AUAAUAUUUCCGACUAAGUAAUAUAAUUAGCAGUAAAUAUAUUGAUAUUUGAUUAACGAUAUUAAAAUAUACUCACAAGGUCAAAUAUUAUGGCAGAUAAUCAAAGUGCUGAGGCUCUUUCGGAAGCAGAAAGGUUGCGAGAAGAAGAAUUGGCUCGUGAACUAGAACACAGUGAUUCCAAUGACGAUGAUUCUCAAGACAUUAUUUCCUUAGAAGCCGAAGAGAAGCUCUUGAAAGACGAACCAGAGUAUACCACAUUGGUAAAUUAUGGAGAGACCACAAACACAGUAAGUGAAGUGACGGAACCAUUGACAGAACCAUAUAUGAUUCAACUAUCCAAUGUAGACGAAUUAGGUGCUAUUUACACGGAAAACUCGGAUAACUUAAGCUCACAGAAUGAUAUCAUAAACGAGGUAACAGAUCAGUAUGAGCAAUAUAUCAAUGACUACACAUUCGACAGUACACAUGUAGACGAAUCUCAAAUGGAUAAUUUAGAUAUAACUGGUGAAAGCUUAACCACAGAUACAUUUGUAUUGCCUACAAUAGGCCAAACACAAAAUGAUACAAUGCAAGGUGAUGAUUAUCAAACUGCAGAAGAAAUUAAUGAAAAGGAACGAGAGAAAAAAAGUAAAAAAGAAUUGGAGGAGGAAGAGAGAGAAAAAAUGCAAGUACUAGUUUCCAACUUUACCGAGGAGCAGCUAGAUAGGUAUGAGAUGUACAGACGUGCCGCCUUCCCCAAGGCUGCAGUCAAGAGACUCAUGCAGACGAUCACUGGAGGCUCAGUGGGACAGAAUGUUGUUAUAGCCAUGUCUGGAAUUGCAAAGGUCUUUGUUGGAGAAGUAGUAGAAGAAGCUUUGGAGGUUCUACAUAAUUCCGGGGAGCCAGGACCACUGCAGCCCAAGCAUCUGAGGGAAGCCCUACGCAGACUGAGAGUGAGAGGAGCUAUACCAACAAGAAAGGCUUACCGCCACUCUUUCCGCUUAUAAAAGAUAUUAU
Aricia agestis (brown argus) is the source of this 996-nucleotide messenger RNA. It is a transcript of the gene Taf11, whose product is annotated as transcription initiation factor TFIID subunit 11. NCBI's taxonomy places the organism in Eukaryota, Metazoa, Arthropoda, Insecta, Lepidoptera, Lycaenidae. The coding region runs from base 90 to 986 and encodes 298 amino acids. Gene Ontology annotation, biological process: RNA polymerase II preinitiation complex assembly; transcription initiation at RNA polymerase II promoter. The transcript is spliced from 5 exons. Gene Ontology annotation, cellular component: transcription factor TFIID complex; nucleus. The record is from RefSeq and is a predicted model, not a curated record. Gene Ontology annotation, molecular function: protein heterodimerization activity; transcription coactivator activity.